Messenger RNA from Pseudo-nitzschia multistriata, 2663 nucleotides. Lineage: Eukaryota; Bacillariophyta; Bacillariophyceae; Bacillariales; Bacillariaceae. The record is from the annotation of a GenBank genome assembly.
UAAUACCGUAGUGGCGUUGACAAGAUUCGUACGGUACGGUACGGUUGUUGCUCAUUGCUCUUACCACCCAGUGCGUGUCAAAAGUAAUCACCAAAAAUAAUCCUGUAGUAAUAGUAAUAGUACAGGGCGGUACGAAUACCAACCGAUAUAAGACACGGACACAAUCGGACCGUAACUCAUCCCUAUUCGAGGAACACCACCAGAAGGACCAGCCAGGUGCAUCAAGACGAAGAGGAAGAAAAGCGAGCCAGGAACUUGUCUAGUUGCCGUAUAAAUAUAAAUUAGACAGAACACAAACGAAAGUGGAACACACUGUAGGGCAUCUUGCCACUGUUACACCGAACAGAGCCACGUUCUCGGAGCAUUCCACACAAUUCAUCGCAUAGGCUGCCGUGCGACCGUCGAGGGACAAGCCAAAAGACACCCGCAUAAGAUCCGACACACAGCGAACGGGACGGAACGAAACGAAACGGAAUGCAUACGCAACGCCGGGAAGCGAUGCAGAAGAAGACGGACGGAGAGAUCCGAUCCACGACGGCGAUGGCCGGGGCACGGAAAAGGAAACCCAGCGCAUUGGCUCCGGCUUCCGCUUCGGCUGCGAGAGCCCCUCCCCGCUUCUUCCCGCGGGUGCCCGCUUCGUCGCUGCUCUUUGUGGUGCUUGUGUUGGCAAUCGUCCGGAUGGGGGCGGCGGCGCCCAUCUCGGAAGCGUCGAACUUUCGGGCAAUGCACGAUAAAAUACUGCAGGGGGCGAAGAAAGAAAAGACGGUCAGCGGGGCCUUUCUGGCUGCGCUGGACCAGAGCGGUGGAUCCACCCCGAAAGCACUGGAAUCCUAUGGACUGAGCCCGGACGAAGGGAACUACGAGGUCGGGAGCGAAAGGUACGGAACGCAACGCAACGCCACGCAGGCAUCUCAGCGAAUGCAAUAGAUCGGCACAUCAUGGAGUUCAUUGGAUUCGGAGACAAGCGAACGCACGAAUGGACAGGCUGGAAUCGUUUCUAAGCGAAGCAGGGAUUUGGUUGGGUUUGGUGUUUCAUUCCUUCCUCCCUACCUCGUCGAUGGAACACGGUAGACUAUCCAUCCAUUGCCAUGGUAUCACCCAUGCAAGGUUUCUGCGCAGCGUAUUUACCUCUCGCAAACACCCACUCACGACCCUCCCCUGUUGCUUUGCUUCGUUUUGUCUCGUAUUUUGGCAGCAUGUUCGAUGCGGUGCACCAGAUGAGGACCCGAAUCAUGGUGUCCCCGUCGUUCCGGGGCGACUCGAUAUUGGGUGCGAUUCUCUUUGAGGACACCAUGGAUCGGACCGUCGACGGAGUUCCCACCUGUGAAUAUCUGUGGGAAACCAAGGGCAUCGUACCCUUUCUGAAAAUCGACAAGGGCCUCGAGGAUCCGGACGAGAGGGGGAGCGUGCAGAUGCUGAAGCCGAUUCCCGACCUCGAAGCCCUCCUGGAGAGGGCAGUUUCGAAGGGGGUGUACGGGACCAAAGCUCGGAGCCUCAUCCUCGACCCGAACCACCCCGAGCAGAUCGAUGCCCUCGUAAAGCAGCAGUUCGAUCUUGCCCGCCGCGUCCUGGAGGCCGGGUUGGUGCCCAUCGUGGAGCCGGAGGUCCACAUCCACCAGACGAAGGCCGACAAGUGUGCCUGCGAAGAAAUUUUGUGCGGGGCUCUCCUGAGGGAGCUGGGAGACCUGCUUGCCGAGGACAAGGAUCACAGGGUGAUGAUCAAGAUCACGCUGCCCGAAACCCCCGACCAAUACAAGGACUGCGUGGACCACCCGUGCUGCCUUCGAGUUGUCGCCCUUUCGGGUGGAUACGACCAGGCGAACGCCAACGCCAGGCUUUCCCAGAACAGGGGGGUCAUUGCCAGUUUUUCGAGAGCCCUCUCGGAGGGCCUUUCUCACGGGAUGACUAACGAUGAGUUCGAUAACCGCCUCUCCGAGAGCAUUGCGAGUAUUUACGGUGCAUCGUCGUCGUCGUCGUCGUCGUCGUCUUCGACUGUGGAGUAAACAAAGUAAGCAUUGCGAGAAAACCAAUCGAUUGGACUGUGCAAAUGGUUGAGUGGUAUGCACUUUCAUAAAUCUGCUCCUUUGGUUGCCAUUGCGGCGAAAGUGCGUUUCGCGUUGAUACGACAGUUGCGAAUCGAAAUGAACCCACGAACGACUUACAUACCACACCAUGACCCACUACACUCCAUCACACCAAACAUACUACGCAGCACCAUCUAUUGUCACAUUUUUGCCAGAGAUUUGGACUACGAAGAUUUGAUUGGAACUGGUUCUUUCUGCGUCUCCCAUUGGAACUUGUUCUUUCUUUCUCUUCCUUUGAACUGUCCAGGAUGCGGUACACUCCUGUACAUUUUGUCUGCACUUUACUAUUACACCUGUGGCUGGGACUUGCAACAGGAAAGCUGCGUCUAGAUUUCUUCUUCGGCGGCAAAUUAUGGUUCCGUUCUGUUCUGUUCCAUCAAAUUUUCUUCUGCUCUGCGCUACCAAUUUCACAAAAAACCGUAGAGCGCAUUUCUCGUUUGUGCAAGACGGAGACCACCGAAUCAAUGACUGUUCCAUCGAAUCAGCUAUUCUGUCUGCUUCGUUGACCGGCUUGCCCCUUCUUUUCCCACAAGAUCAAUGCAUACCAGUAGAAGCUUGAAAUGAAUUAAAUGGAUAAAG